AUGGAUUCAUGUAAGCAUGCAAAUGAGUUGGCUCACAGUGUCGCAUUAAACAUUGUCCUUAUUAUUGUGAUUAUCAUAUCAGCGAUAGCAGUUGUUGUUGAAAUAUGGAUAAUAUUUAAGACAACGAAUCGUAUUUUACUACAUCAAAAUACUCGAAUUUUGAUUAUAGUACAUCAGUUGUGGCUUAUUCUUCAUUGUAUUGCAAGAAUAUUUGCCCAUACCUAUGUACUGCUGGCAUAUCACAAAACGCGUGUUGAUCCGUGUGGGUAUAUGACAGUUCUGUGGGAAUGUUUCAUGAUGCGAACACCGAUAUCUUUGACAUUAUUUUUAAAUGCGGCUUCGAUACCGACAGUAGUCAUUGAGCGGGCUAUCGCUACGUAUUUCUCAUCGAGAUACGAAAAUUUUGGGAAAAGUAUCGCUGUUAUACUUAUCGUAAUGCAGUUAACCAUUGGUAUCGGUAGUUUCCUAUUUAUGAGUAGUAAUUUCAAAUUGUUCGAUUCAGAGAAAGUGGUUUAUUGUUCGACGGCGAAUAAAGAAAACGCACUAAAAUCUGCUGCUGUUCUAGGCUUUUAUGCGACCAUCGAUUGUAUCUCUGCUUUAACAUUCCCAGUUUUAUUUUGCAUUAAUAAGAGAUUUCACCGAAACAAAAUUCACGUCAACUUAUCACAUCGUUAUCAAAUCACGGAAAAUAUAAGUUCUCUUCAAACAUUAUCACCAAUAGUUGCAUUUCAUUCCGUAUUCCUGGCACUUUAUUUGGGCGCACUGUUUAUGUACUUUGCUAUCGAUUUCAAAUUUUCACCAAAACAGUUUGCUAUUUAUCUCGAAAGUGUGCAAUUAACUCCGUUAUAUGCAUUAACUUUACCAAUUGCUAUAGUUUGGACAGAAAAACACGUCAGGAAAACUAUCCAAGAAAAUUGUCAGAAGGCUAUCGAAUUAACGGGCAGUGAAGCAGCUAACCACUAUUUUACAAUUUUUGAGACACCCAAAGGAAAGAACGGUUGA
Molecule: messenger RNA, 1002 nt
Organism: Brugia malayi
Lineage: Eukaryota; Metazoa; Nematoda; Chromadorea; Rhabditida; Onchocercidae
Exons: 6
Coding region: 1-1002 (333 amino acids)
Source: RefSeq, a predicted model, not a curated record